Messenger RNA from Cyclopterus lumpus (lumpfish), 2802 nucleotides. Its product is annotated as zinc finger and BTB domain-containing protein 22-like. The transcript is spliced from 4 exons. Bases 437 to 2536 code for a protein of 699 amino acids. The record is from RefSeq and is a predicted model, not a curated record. NCBI's taxonomy places the organism in Eukaryota, Metazoa, Chordata, Actinopteri, Perciformes, Cyclopteridae. Gene Ontology annotation, biological process: regulation of transcription by RNA polymerase II. Gene Ontology annotation, molecular function: RNA polymerase II cis-regulatory region sequence-specific DNA binding; protein binding; DNA-binding transcription factor activity, RNA polymerase II-specific.
AAUGUUGACGUCACUCUGUCAGGAGUCCUAACUCCGUGUCAGUCAGUAACUUACAAUAACUGCCCACACAUAAUAACUGGUUCAGCCGUUAUAACAAUAAUAGUCAUAAUUAGAUAAUAUUGCAGCUGAAGCGUGGGGCUUAGCUGCCGGCUGGUGUGACGGCAUAUGACAAUAAGUCCACUUUAUCACCAAACACGCGUUCGGCGAUGCUCUUUGGUCGACCCGCUCGCACCAGCUACGCCUCCGGGCAGGCUGCUGCUGCUGGCGCUCACGAGCCUGCUCCUAUCGCCAUGUCUGACACAAACGAGCGACGGCAACGUGACGUUGUAUCUGGGAUUCACGAAUGACAAUGUUGUGCUGCGCAUAGCAAGCGAAGCUCUCUAUAAAAGUAAAACAAACAGCUCGACACACCGACACACCGAAGUUUUGUGAGACCAUGGAUGCGACCUGCAGUGCUUCUGCUGCUCCCGCUGGUUUGACUGUCCAGGUGUGCUUCCCCGGUGCCCGUGCUGCCGUCCUGGACAAUCUGAACCGCCAGCGGGAGGAGGGCAGGCUGUGUGACCUCUCCAUCCAGGUGCAAGGGCAGGUGUUCCGGGCCCACCGCUGUGUGCUCGCUGCAUCCUCGCCUUACUUUCACGACCAGGUGUUGCUGAAGAAUGUCACGACCGUUUCCCUCCCCUCGGUUAUGGACCCGGUGGCCUUCGAGAGUGUCCUGAGCUCGGCCUACACGGGCCAGCUGAGCAUCGUGCACGAUGACAUCGUGAACUACGUCACUGUGGCGAGUUUCCUCCAGAUGUGGCACAUCGUGGACAAAUGCACGGAGAUCCUGAAGAGGCCCCGGCCCUCGACAGAAGCCAGCCACGGGGAGGCUGCCGCGGCCCACCCUGGCACUGCGUCGCGCCAGCAGUCCCCGAGCAGCACCGACUGCUUGUACCUGGAAAGGGAGGGAAGGAGGAAGGAGAGAAAGCCGGACGCCCUGCCCCCCUUAGCCACGUGGAGGCGUCCGCAGCAGUUUCCCAGAUGGGGGCGACCUCGGCCCUCAUCGGCCCAGCACUUAGCCGACUCCCAGCUGGACGCCCUCGCUGGCUAUGCGGAGAGUGAUUACGCCAACUGCGAGGAGGCGUGGGUAUCAAGCCACAGCAAAACGAGCCACUUCGCUCAAGAUGGACCGGGCCACAACAGCCGGUACCACGGGGGGUUCCCCAGUGGCGAGGCUCUGAAGCAGAAAGCCAGGUUUCAACAGCGAGGAGUGCCGCCGGGCAGUGACAGGCUGCUCGACAAGAAUAGAGAGAGCGGGGACAGUGACGAGACGCAGGAGAAGAGGAGGAAGGAGAAAAGAGAGAUCGAGGCAGUAGUGGGAGUCAGAGAAGCAGCAGCGGUGGAGAAGAAGGGAGGAGGCUUUGCACAAAUGGGGCACUGCGACUUCCGCCCGAUUUCAGAUGAGAGUGUAGGACAAGCCACGGGGAAGGCGAGCGUGGAGGAGAUCAAGGAGAAAGUGCAGAGAAGUUUGGCAGGAAGAGACCCCCCCUCAGUCCCUCCCAGUGGUCACGGUUGCCAAACAGGUGGCGGAAUUCCGGGCCCCACCUGUCCGGUCUCCGCCCGGCUGCAGUGGCAGACGGGUGCCUGGUCUCAGCAAGAGCAGGGGCUGCAGGACGGAGAGGGUGGCAGCUGCAGUAAAGACGAGGAUGAAGACGAGGAGGAGGAGGAGGACGCAGACUUUGAAUGUUUCACAGAAGGGACGUUUAGCCGCGGCACAUAUGAUGAGAUCGAAGAUGGCACGGGACAGGUUUCUCAAAGGCCUUUAGUGCCCGCGUCCCCUGACUUCACCAUGGCGGGGUCGGAGGUGAACUGGCCCUCCGCCGGUACGGGACAAGGUAGCUCGUCGACCCCCACCUCGAGCCGCCACCUUUCUCCAUCGUCCGCCGCAUUUCCUCCGCCCUCUUCGCCCCCGACUCCGUCUUCAUCCUCCUCGGUGUCCCUCGCCGGCGCCCCCUACACGGGCAAGGUCCACUUCUGCCACUGCGGCAAAGCCUACACCCUGAAGAGCAUGCGUGACCGGCACGUGAAGAUGCAGCACCUCAACCUGCGGCCCUUCGGCUGCCCCGUUUGCACAAAGUCCUUCAAGAUGAAGCACCACCUAACCAAGCACCUUAAGACUCACGGAGGGCUGCGGCCCUACGAGUGUGGCCUGUGUGGGAAGAAAGUCAUUUGGAGGGACAGCUUCCUCAGGCAUCAGGCCCGAUGCGAGAGACUCGCCUCCAGCUCCUCAGCUAACGGCAACAAUGCGAGCGCGCCUGCGGCGGACAUGGACGACGGCUUCAGUUACGGAUUUGAAGACGGCGAGGCCUUUCUCGCGACGGGAGGUCAAGUUAAAGUCGAGGAGGUGGACUUCCACAGGGAGAUGGAGGAGGGCAUGCGCGGCCUCUUGGGCAGCGUGUCUGGGAUCGUGAACGAGCUACGGACUCAGUCGCAAAACCUGGAUGCCGACAGUCAUGUUUUUAAAGAGGAGGCGAGUGAGAGUUUUACCGGAAAUUAAACGUUCAUGUGAAACUGAGUGUAAAAACGAUGGAUGGCAUUAAGAGCCGACACAAACAUCCUCAACGGCUUCUGUGAGCAGCCGCUUUUGUUUAAUUUCUUUUUAUGGCCGUGGAUGUUCUGAUGUAUGCUUUUAUCAAUUGGCCCAUUUUAAUUUGUGCAGUGCCGCAUAGCCUAAGUUCUUGUUCAGUAAAUCCUGUAAACUGUACAUCUGUGUUGUGAAUGUACUUCUUGACCCCAAUUAAAGUUCAUCUGCAUUUUGCACAU